CUUUCACUGUCAGUACCUUCAGCAAGGGAAGGUUACCAAGAUGUUUAAGCAAGCCAGCAUCAUGAAACUGCUAUUGCUGUGUCUGCUCUGUGUUUCCAUAGUUAAAUCCCAGGCUUCUGUAGAGUAUGAUGAUGAGGAAAGUGACAACGCUCCCAGGGCUAAUGGCGAAAAAGUGGAUGCUCGAGGUCACAGACCAGUAGAUAAAAGACGGGAGCCAAUGCCAACUCUCAGACCAGCUCCUCCUCCCAUUAGUAAAGGUGGAUAUCAGGCUCGUCCAACAAAACCACCCACUCGGGGCCAGAAGAAAGAAAAUGUCGUUUAUCCUGAUGCUGGAGGCUGCAGGCAUGCAUCAGAUGAGCUAGGAGUGUUGUGUCCAACUGGGUGUGAGCUGCAAACUGCACUGGUAAAACAGGAACAAAGUGUGAAAUCCGACAUUCGGGACCUAAAGAACAAAGUAGAGAAACAGUCCGAAACCUCUUCAACAUUCUAUGAGUACAUGAAUACACUAGAAGAUAAACUGCAAAGAAGACAAAAACAAAUAAAAGAUAAUGAAAAUGUAGUUUCUGAGUACAACACAGAGAUAGAGCAGCACUAUACAUACAUCAGAGAGAACAUGGACAACAACAUCCCAUCUAGCCUCCGAGUCCUCCGUUCAGUUGUGGAUACCUUACACAAAAAGAUACAAAAACUGGAAAAUGCGAUAGCAUCCCAAAUGGAAAAUUGCCGCUCUUCAUGCAUUGUUUCCUGUAAUAUCCCAGUGGUGUCAGGCAAAGAAUGUGAAGACAUUAUCAGAAAAGGAGGUGAUUCAUCUGAAAUGUACCUCAUUCAGCCUGAUGCUUUCUUCAGACCUUACAAGGUUUACUGUGAUAUGACCACAGCAAAUGGAGGAUGGACUUUGAUUCAGAACCGCCAAGAUGGCAGUGUUGGCUUUGGGAGAACAUGGGAUGCAUACAAAAAUGGAUUUGGAAAUAUUGCAAAAAGUGGAGGGAAAAAAUACUGUGAUACUCCAGGUGAAUAUUGGCUUGGAAAUGACAAAAUCAGCCAGCUUACCAAAAUGGGACCCACUGAAGUUUUAAUUGAAAUGGAGGACUGGAAUGGUGAUAAGGUUUCAGCUCAUUAUGGAGGAUUCACCAUACAAAAUGAGGCAAACAAGUAUCAGAUAUCAGUUAGUAACUAUAAAGGCACAGCUGGCAAUGCUCUUAUGGAUGGAGCUUCACAACUGUAUGGCGAGAACAGAACAAUGACAGUUCACAAUGGCAUGUUCUUCAGCACUUUUGACAGAGACAAUGAUGGAUGGGUUCAUGCAGAUCCAAGAAAACAGUGUUCUAAAGAAGAUGGUGGUGGUUGGUGGUACAAUCGAUGCCAUUCAGCCAAUCCCAAUGGCAGAUACUAUUGGGGAGGGCAGUACAGCUGGGAUAUGGCAAAACACGGCACAGAUGAUGGAGUUGUAUGGAUGAACUGGAAAGGGUCAUGGUAUUCGUUGAAGAAGAUGAGUAUGAAGAUUAGACCAUUCUUUCCACAAUAAUCAUCAUUAAAAUGAACAACGUCAAAUGUUUUCAUGUGCAUAUCGAAGUUAACUUCUUUAGUGCAUGAUAUUUGAUUUUGCCUUUACAUAAGAGAAACAAAAAUUCCAAAGUUUAUAUGUCUGACUAUAUUGUGACUUGAAUUGGAGAAGUCAUGCUGAAUAUAAACCUAUGUCUGACCCAUUAAAAAAACCUUGCAAGUGUC
This is a messenger RNA of Terrapene triunguis (Three-toed box turtle), 1728 nucleotides long. RefSeq names its product fibrinogen beta chain (gene FGB). Gene Ontology annotation, cellular component: fibrinogen complex. Gene Ontology annotation, biological process: blood coagulation; platelet activation; protein polymerization. NCBI's taxonomy places the organism in Eukaryota, Metazoa, Chordata, Testudines, Emydidae. The record is from RefSeq and is a predicted model, not a curated record. Gene Ontology annotation, molecular function: signaling receptor binding. The transcript is spliced from 9 exons. The coding region runs from base 41 to 1525 and encodes 494 amino acids.